AAUAAUUCCUCUUAAAAUUCAUUUAUUUCCACUUAAAAAUUCCAAAUUUGAAAUUCUUAUAUUUUUAUUUUUAUUUUAUUCAUUUAAUCUUUCUUCCUUUUACCUUGUCUUUCAUUACAUCAGUUUCUUCGAUUGGUUGAUCUGCUUCUCCGGCAUGUUGGUCUCGAUCUUUCCCUUUAAUGGCCGAUGAAGAUCAUCUUUAGACACAUCCACAGUGAGUUCUAGAGAGAGAGAGAGAGAGAGAGAGAGUGAGAGAGAGAGAGACUGAGACAAAAAAAAGGUACAAGCUUGGUGGGUGAUUUCUGUGAUGGGUAUGUGAUUGUGUUGGAAAGCUGUGUUUUUUACUGUGAGGGGUUUGUUAUGAGAGCUAUUCCUUGCUGGGUUUUGUGAGGGGUGGCUUUGAUUUGCUUGGAUUUGAUAUGGGUGGGUGUUUUCCUUGUUUUGAAUCAUCCAACAAAGAGGACAAUAGUGGGGUGAAGGAAGUGAACAAGAAGGAUUCUUUUAAAGAUGAUUCUGUUCCUCAGUCUCAUCACUCUAGCAGGGUUAGCUCAGAUAAAUCAAAAUCACAAAAUGGCUCAGAUCCUAAGAAGGAAACACCAAUUCCAAAGGAUGGCACAACAGCCCAUAUUGCUGCACAAACAUUUACGUUCCGAGAGCUUGCAGCUGCUACAAAGAAUUUUAGGCCAGAAUGUUUAUUAGGCGAAGGAGGUUUUGGACGUGUUUACAAAGGUCGCCUCGAGAGCACAGGACAAGUAGUUGCUGUAAAACAGCUUGACCGAAAUGGCCUUCAAGGAAAUCGAGAGUUUUUGGUGGAAGUUCUCAUGCUCAGCCUCUUACAUCACCCCAAUCUUGUGAACUUAAUUGGUUAUUGUGCUGAUGGUGAUCAGCGACUGCUUGUUUAUGAAUUUAUGCCGUUGGGAUCUUUGGAGGAUCAUUUACAUGAUCUUCCUCCUGACAAGGAGCCUUUGGACUGGAACACUAGGAUGAAAAUAGCGGCUGGUGCAGCAAAGGGAUUGGAAUAUUUGCAUGACAAGGCAAAUCCCCCUGUGAUAUAUAGAGACUUAAAAUCAUCCAACAUCCUCCUAGAUGAGGGUUAUCAUCCCAAGUUAUCAGAUUUUGGGCUGGCAAAACUUGGUCCGGUUGGUGACAAAACUCAUGUAUCAACACGAGUAAUGGGAACAUAUGGCUAUUGUGCCCCGGAAUAUGCUAUGACUGGUCAACUAACUCUGAAAUCAGAUGUCUACAGUUUUGGAGUUGUCUUCCUUGAACUCAUUACCGGGCGCAAGGCCAUUGAUAAUACACGUGCGCAUGGAGAGCAUAAUCUCGUUGCAUGGGCACGGCCUCUUUUUAAAGACCGUAGGAAGUUUCCGAAAAUGGCUGACCCUCUACUUCAAGGCCGUUAUCCAAUGAGAGGACUGUACCAAGCACUCGCAGUUGCAGCAAUGUGUUUGCAGGAACAAGCUGCUACAAGGCCUCUUAUUGGGGAUGUUGUGACUGCUCUUACAUAUCUGGCUUCCCAGACAUAUGAUCCAAAUGCACCGAGUCAGUCUAACAGGAUUGGUCCAUCUACUCCAAGGAGCAGGGAUGACAGAAGGAGCAUGGCAGAUGGUGUGGAUAGCCCGGACCGUGGACGGCUUGGCUCUCCUUCCACCCACAGAAACUCACCUGAUUUCAGGAAGAGAGACAGUAGGGAUCCAAGUGGGGUGACAGAGUUAGGAAGGAUUGACACUGGUGGUGGGUCAGGGAGAAAAUGGGGAUUGGAUGAUUUAGAAAGGCAGGAAUCUCAGAGAGACAGCCCUGUAAAUACUGGAAGAGCUAGAGAGACUCCAAGGAACCGCGACCUGGACAGAGAACGCGCAGUUGCAGAAGCAAAAGUAUGGGGUGAGAAUUGGAGAGAGAAGAAAAGAGCAAAUGCCAUGGGGAGCUUUGAUGCUACAAAUGAGUGAACAGACACCACAACACCAAAUCAACUUGCUGUUCAUCUUCUAGUGAAGAGAUGUAUGAUUGAGUCACAGGAGAGAAUGUCUUAGAUUUUAUGUCUAUCCAGUGUCUUGAAUCCAACUUUGACUGUUCUCCCACAUCAUUCUAGUAGUUAGUCAUCAUGUGAAGGAAACAGUACACAGUUGAAAAAAAACAAAAAAAAAAAUUAGAGGUUGGGGUUGGGGGGCUGGGGAAAGUUAAUAUGGAUUGGGGUAUUUAAAUGUAAUGAUGCUGCAGAAUGUGAAUUCAACAUCCUUGUCUAUUUACUAACAAUUUCUAGGUUCAUGUUGCAUAUAGCAGCAAAGGCGUCUAAUUUUUGGCCCCUCAUAUAUGCUUGUACAAUGGGGGGAUCUUAGCGGAUUUGGGUGUGGGUGUCAUUGCUGUCACAUGUUAUUCUCGUACUGUAUCUAUUCAAUGUCUUGAGUAUCUAUGCUUU
Gastrolobium bilobum is the source of this 2416-nucleotide messenger RNA. Its product is annotated as serine/threonine-protein kinase PBL27-like. NCBI's taxonomy places the organism in Eukaryota, Viridiplantae, Streptophyta, Magnoliopsida, Fabales, Fabaceae. Gene Ontology annotation, biological process: protein phosphorylation. The transcript has 5 exons. The record is from RefSeq and is a predicted model, not a curated record. Bases 420 to 1946 code for a protein of 508 amino acids. Gene Ontology annotation, molecular function: ATP binding; protein kinase activity.